Molecule: messenger RNA, 2060 nt
Organism: Zeugodacus cucurbitae (melon fly)
Lineage: Eukaryota; Metazoa; Arthropoda; Insecta; Diptera; Tephritidae
Gene: gbb
Product: protein 60A
Exons: 6
Coding region: 576-1991 (471 amino acids)
Biological process (GO): SMAD protein signal transduction; BMP signaling pathway
Cellular component (GO): extracellular region
Molecular function (GO): growth factor activity; cytokine activity
Source: RefSeq, a predicted model, not a curated record
UACCAUCAGUACGCCAUCACUCUCAGUUAUUUCUGGAACUUCGCGCAAUGCACUUCAAUGCUACGGUUUGUGGUGGCGCCGUCAAUUGAUAUACACAUAAUUUUUUUAAUUUUUUGUUCAAUUUCGCACAAGUAAUAAGGAAAAUAUCGUUAUAUAUAUGAAAAUUGGAAAAAAUUAAAAAAAUAUAAUAAUAACAAAAACAAAGAAACGAGUGUAACGGCACAAAACCGCGUUGUGGUGGAGCAAGUGCGUCGGAGAUUUGGAAAUCUAAUCGCCAAAACACAUGAUGUAGACGACGCGAAGGAUAGUUGUACGAACAGUUUAUAAAAAGCGAACAAAAAAGUUAAAACAUUAAAAUAUAUACAUACAUACACAAAUGUAUAGAAAAGUGUGCAACUGCAAUAAAUCAAAUAAAAUCACCCAAACAAAUGCCAUAAAACUGAUGAUUUAAUUUUUUGUUAAACAAAAGCAAUUGAAAUCUGCAAAAGAUCAACGAAACACUUUGCCAUAUACAAAUAUACAUACAUACACAGCAGCACAGACCGGUACCCGAUCACCGUCUCGCACAACACACAAUGCCUUCAAACAUAUCAACAUUGCGUCAGCGUCUGAGAUGUGCCACCACGACCACAACCACCCGCAGUCCCUCCCUGCAAUCGCUCGACACACUACAUCGACUGUGUAGCUCGGUAUUGCUGAUGCCCUUAUUUGUAUUGCUCCUGCUAUGUCAGUUGAGUGUGGAUAUAGACUAUAGACUGCUGAGUGGGCGUGGCGGUCCACGUAUGCUGGUAACGGCUAGUCAAUCGGGUAUUUAUGUGGAUAACGGUGUGGAUCAGACGAUAAUGCAUCGCGCCUUAGACGAAGAUGAUAAAAUGGAUGUGUCCUAUGAGAUUUUGGAGUUUUUGGGUUUGGCAGAGCGGCCAAGACGAAAGCAUGGUCACUUGUCGCUGAGAAAAUCGGCGCCACAAUUUCUGCUUGAUGUUUAUCAUCGUUUAACCGAAGAGGAGAAUAGCGAAGCGCCAUCGCGUGCUAAACGUGAUCUCGAAGAACAAGAGAAUUUCAUAACCGAUUUGGAUAAGCAAGCAAUCGAUCAGAGUGAUAUUAUAAUGACAUUUCUGAAUAAAAACCACCAUGUCGACGAAGUGCGUCACGAGCAUGGUCGGCGCCUUUGGUUUGACGUGUCCGAUGUGCCGAAUGAUAAUUACUUAAUGAUGGCCGAGUUGCGUAUGUAUCAGAAUCCCGCGCAAGGGAAAUGGUUGACCAGCGGCAGAGAGUUCACGAUCACCGUGUAUGCGAUUGUCAAUAUGGAGGGACAACGCGAAUUGGAAGUGCUCUCCUCGGUAAAUACGACCUCCGAUUAUCAGGGUUGGUUGGAAUUGAAUGUGACACAGGGACUGGAUAUAUGGUUGCAUGAACACAAAAGCAAUAAGGGACUCUAUAUAGGUGCGCAUGCGGUGAACAAGCCGGAACGUGAGGUGAAAUUGGACGAUAUUGGUUUGGUGCAUCCGAAGGGCGAUGAUGAGUAUCAGCCAUUCAUGAUUGGUUUCUUCCGUGGACCGGAGCUGAUUAAGUCCACCAAUCGUCACAGUCGCAAGAAGCGCAACACACCACAUGUGCGUCGUCGUAAGAAGUCUGAAAUGAUCAACCCAUUCCUUGAGGGUACCGUGGAAAAUAUGCGCAGUUGUCAAAUACAGACGCUCUACAUUGAUUUCAAGGACUUGGGUUGGAAUGAUUGGAUCAUUGCGCCAGAGGGUUAUGGCGCCUUCUACUGCAGCGGUGAAUGUAAUUUCCCUCUAAAUGCUCAUAUGAACGCGACCAAUCAUGCCAUUGUCCAGACUUUGGUGCAUUUGUUGGAACCGAAGAAGGUGCCGAAACCUUGCUGUGCACCCACACGCCUAGGUGCUCUACCCGUCCUAUAUCAUUUGAACGAAGAGAAUGUUAAUUUAAAGAAAUAUAAAAAUAUGAUUGUGAAAAGUUGUGGUUGUCAUUAGUUAAGUAACAAAUAAGAAAAAGUAUACAACAAACAAACGAGAUUAAUAAAAUUAUAUAUAAAUUUUAUA